Molecule: messenger RNA, 891 nt
Organism: Sodiomyces alkalinus F11
Lineage: Eukaryota; Fungi; Ascomycota; Sordariomycetes; Glomerellales; Plectosphaerellaceae
Product: putative prohibitin protein
Exons: 2
Biological process (GO): mitochondrion organization
Cellular component (GO): mitochondrion; membrane
Source: RefSeq, a predicted model, not a curated record
GAUCAUACACUAUCAGACUUCAACCUGGUGUCGCCCGGAAACCGCACCCCUGAUCAACGACAAGAAAACAUGGCACAAUCACUGGGCUUCAUCUACCGCAUGGCCAUCCCGGCCGCGGUUGCCUUCCCUCUCAUCUCAUCAUCCAUCUACGACGUUCGCGGAGGGUCGAGAGCAGUCAUCUUCGACCGGUUGAAGGGUGUCAAAGAGGAGGUCGUUGGCGAAGGGACGCACUUUCUGGUUCCCUGGCUGCAAAAGAGCAUCGUUUUUGAUGUGCGGACAAAGCCCAGGAGUAUCGCCACCAUGACGGGCAGUAAGGAUUUGCAGAUGGUCAGCUUGACCCUACGAGUCCUGCACCGCCCUGAAGUCAAGGCCCUGCCCAAGAUCUACCAAAACCUCGGCGCCGACUACGACGAGCGCGUCCUCCCUUCCAUCGGCAACGAAGUCCUCAAGGCAAUCGUAGCGCAGUUCGACGCCGCCGAACUCAUCACACAGCGAGAGGCCGUUUCCAAUCGAAUCCGCCACGACCUGACCCGCCGCGCGGCCGAGUUCAACAUCGCCCUCGAGGACGUGUCCAUCACCCACAUGACAUUCGGCAAGGAGUUCACCAAGGCCGUCGAGCAGAAGCAGAUCGCCCAACAGGAUGCCGAGCGUGCCCGCUUCAUUGUCGAGAAGGCCGAGCAGGAGCGUCAGGCCAACGUCAUCCGUGCCGAGGGUGAGGCCGAGAGCGCUGAAUUCAUCGGCAAGGCCAUCGCCAAGGCUGGUGACGGCCUUAUCCAGAUUCGUAAGAUCGAAGCCAGCCGGGACAUCGCUCAGACGCUGUCCGCCAACCCCAACGUCGUCUACCUUCCCGGGGGGAAUGGUGGGAACCAGAUGCUGCUGAACGUUGGACGG